AUCACUCUCUCUCUCUCUCUCUCAUUCGUCAACGGUGCGAAUCCUCCAUUGUAGGCCGUUCUUCAAGCUCGGAGAAUGUGGAGUUGCAUCUAUUUUCCGAUGCUACUCUUUGCUUGGAAUGAUAUCAGUGUGGCGAAAGCUACCGAAUCGUCUGCGUCGAUUUUUCUCCCUAGUCAAACCGGAGUUGACGGUUCUCGGAGUCCUGUUUGCUCCGCGCCGGAUCCGAACCUUAACUACAGGCCCGUCAUCGGUAUUUUGAGCCACCCUGGCGAUGGCGCGUCCGGUAGGUUGACCAAUGAUACGAGCUCGACGUACAUCGCAGCCUCGUAUGUGAAAUUCGCUGAGGCAGGUGGAGCUCGUGUUAUCCCACUCAUCUACAACGAGCCUGAAGAAUUGCUCUUUCAGAAGCUAGAACUGGUCAACGGUGUGAUAUUCACUGGUGGUUGGGCUAAAAAGUAUGAAUAUUUCGAGACCGUCAAAAAAAUCUUCAAUAAAGCUUUGGAGAGAAAUGAUGCUGGUGAGCAUUUUCCAGUUUAUGGCAUUUGUCUAGGAUUCGAGCUUAUGUCAAUUAUCAUUAGUCAGAACAGAGACAUUCUUGAACGAUUUGAUGCUGAAGAUAAUGCAUCAAGUCUCCAAUUUGUUGACAACGUUAAUCUUGAUGGAACUUUAUUCCAAAGAUUUCCUCCACAGUUGUUGAAAAAACUCAGUACAGAUUGUUUGGUUAUGCAGAAACACAAGUAUGGUAUCACACCAGCAAACUUUCAAGGCAAUCCUGCUUUGUCUAGUUUUUUUGAAAUCCUCACAACCUGCAUUGAUGAAAACAGCAAGACUUAUGUUUCAACUGUUAAAGCAAAGAAAUACCCAAUAACUGGUUUCCAGUGGCAUCCUGAGAAAAAUGCAUUUGAAUGGGGAUCAUCGGAGAUUCCACACUCUGAGGAUGCAAUUCAGGUGACACAGCAUGCUGCAAGUUAUUUAGUGAGUGAAGCUAGGAAGUCACUGAACAGACCACCAUCUAAGAAAGUACUGAGCAAUCUCAUAUACAAAUAUAAACCUACAUACUGUGGAUACGCAGGGAGGGGUUACGACGAGGUCUACAUUUUCACACAACCAAGAUCCCGAUUCUAAGAACUUACUCGUCUUCUUGAGUAUUUGUGUUUGAAACGCUGAUUUCAAUUUGGUCAGCGGAUUGUUUCGCUCGCCUGCAUUAUUCCCCUGUUAGUGUUUUGUGAAUCUGUCUCGAACCAUCAAAUGAUGAACUCUUGUGUGAUUGAUUGGCUCGUCUAUACACGUAAUAGAGUAAAGAACAUGACUUUUGAGAUUAAUUACCAAAA
This is a messenger RNA of Capsella rubella, 1331 nucleotides long. Its product is annotated as gamma-glutamyl hydrolase 1. Gene Ontology annotation, molecular function: gamma-glutamyl-peptidase activity. Gene Ontology annotation, biological process: tetrahydrofolylpolyglutamate metabolic process. The coding region runs from base 76 to 1125 and encodes 349 amino acids. The transcript has 10 exons. Lineage: Eukaryota; Viridiplantae; Streptophyta; Magnoliopsida; Brassicales; Brassicaceae. Gene Ontology annotation, cellular component: vacuole. The record is from RefSeq and is a predicted model, not a curated record.